Strongylus vulgaris is the source of this 579-nucleotide messenger RNA. The record is from the annotation of a GenBank genome assembly. NCBI's taxonomy places the organism in Eukaryota, Metazoa, Nematoda, Chromadorea, Rhabditida, Strongylidae.
AUGUUUAGACUUGCAAAAGAGGCAGAUGACCUGUUAAUCGACAGAGCAAACGAGGCAAUAUUCAUUGACAGGGACCCAAAAUACUUUCCCCACAUAUUGAAAUAUUUGCGAGAAGGAAAAUUUCGUUACUCCAUGUGUGGCAAAGAGAUUGAAGGUAUUAGGGAAGACGCUGAGUUUUACGGGAUCGACUCCCUUGCCGAAAAGCUUAGAUUUGAGGAGGCUCAUCGUGGUCCAUUCUUUGUGGGAGAACAUGUAGUCUGGAGAGAUACCGACAUUCGACGGUUAUGCACCGAUAUGGGUAUACAGUUUGAUGGUUCGACAGAAAAAUUACCGCUUUGUUUGAAUGCGUUUCGCGAUAUCGAAGGUAUGGAUGAGCAUUGCUGUCCAUGGUGUCACUUGACGAGAACCGUUUUAGAAAAUAACUGCAUUUUUGAUUUUCCGCAUAGACAUACGCAUUGCGUAGGCACCAUUGCUAAGGCUUACGGUGACUCAUGCUGCUACGAUGUAACAUUUGGCAAAUGGCCUGAAGUUUUUCACGUUCUGGGAAGCAUGUUACGUCUAGAGAAUGAGCGAAAAUGA